CUUUUCUUCUGCAAGUUAUUGUUAAAAACAGAACAUUAAGAGCAAGAGUUAUAUUUUUUGCUUUUUUUACGAGAAAAGUCAUAGAAUCAUAAUGUUGUAGUAAAUUGAUAGUAAAUCGACAUUUUAGACUUUUUAGAUAUCACUAACUCAGAUGAUGGAGGUGAUGAAAACUGGUAGCUUGUGUAUUUAAAGAAGAAGAAGAAGCAAGCGACCAGACGGUUACACAAACAAUCGAGGACACAUCCAGUAAGAAAAGGUUGUAAACAUCAGACAAUCAGCCAUUAUAUUUUCAUUUUAAAAUCAAGGGAAAAAAAGAGCUCUUGAAAGAGAACCACAUAGAGUCUCGCAAGUUACAUGUUCGUUUGUCACAAUACCAGAUUUACAUGGAAGUCAACUGUAAAAAAGGACAGGUGGACGACUUGAUACAGGGGCUUCGCCACAAGGUGGACUGUGUCAUACAUGAGGAAUACGAAAAUGAGCUUGAUGGGAUACCGUGGUUUCCAAGGAAAAUUUCUGAUUUGGAUGAUAUUUCAAACAGGGUGUUGAUGUAUGGUUCAGAACUUGAUGCCGAUCAUCCAGGUUUUAAAGACAAAAUAUACAGGGAAAGGCGAAAGAAGCUUUCUGCUCUUGCCAUGUCUUACAAACAUGGUCAACCAAUCCCUAGAGUUGAGUAUACCCAGGAGGAAAUCGCCACUUGGGGAAGAAUUUUUAAACACCUGAAACAGCUGUAUCCGACCCACGCUUGUAAGGAGUUUUUAGAAAACUUUAACCUCCUGAUAAAGUAUUCCGGCUACAGGGAAGACAGUAUUCCACAGUUGGAAGAUAUAAGCUGCUUUUUGAAACGACGAACGGGAUUUCAACUAAGACCUGUUGCUGGCUAUUUGUCAUCACGCAACUUUUUGGCUGGUUUAGCUUUUCGACUAUUCCACUGCACCCAGUAUAUACGUCACAGUUCGGAUCCUUUCUACACUCCUGAACCUGAUUGUUGCCACGAGCUUCUUGGUCACGUGCCUCUUCUGGCAGAUCAUAAUUUCGCACAGUUUUCCCAAGAGAUUGGUUUGGCAUCUCUAGGGGUUUCGGAUGAUGAAAUAGAGAAACUGGCAACAUGUUACUUCUUCACAGUGGAGUUUGGACUCUGUAAACAGAACGGCGAAAUGCGGGUAUUCGGUGCUGGUCUUCUUUCUUCUGUCGCAGAGUUACAACACGUGUUAUCUUCCAAUGUUAAGGUUUUGUCCUUUGAUCCCGAGCUGACGUGUAAGCAGAAACCCAUUAUUACUUCAUUUCAGAAGGUUUACUUUUACACCAACAGUUUUGAAGAGGCCAAAGAGAAAAUGAGAGAAUUUGCCAAAACCAUUAAACGCCCUUUUGGCAUUCGCUACAGCCAUUGCACGCAGACUAUAGAAAUACUAUCGAACACUAGGAAGAUAAGCACGUAUGGUGAGUGAGUGCUGUGUCACGGUGACAUGAACUCUGAGAUGAAUCGAACUAUGAAGUAGUGUUUAUGUUUAAAGUAAACAACUGGAAUUUAGUGAAACAAAUUAGAAAACUUCUGUGACGUGCUGAAAAUAUUUCUUUAUUGAUUUCAUAGAUUUCAAAUAAUUUACGUUUCACUAGAA
Messenger RNA from Limulus polyphemus (Atlantic horseshoe crab), 1616 nucleotides. Its product is annotated as tryptophan 5-hydroxylase 1-like. The record is from RefSeq and is a predicted model, not a curated record. The transcript is spliced from 13 exons. Bases 384 to 1445 code for a protein of 353 amino acids. Gene Ontology annotation, biological process: aromatic amino acid metabolic process. Gene Ontology annotation, cellular component: neuron projection. NCBI's taxonomy places the organism in Eukaryota, Metazoa, Arthropoda, Merostomata, Xiphosura, Limulidae. Gene Ontology annotation, molecular function: tryptophan 5-monooxygenase activity; iron ion binding.